AUGAUCUACCGCAACUGGUCCCUGCUCUCCUCCACGGUGGUCAUCUGGGGCAGCGUCGGCGCCGCCGGCCUCGCCGGGAUCUUCCUCUUCGGCGGCAAGGAUGUGCUCUAA
This is a messenger RNA of Triticum aestivum (bread wheat), 111 nucleotides long. Its product is annotated as succinate dehydrogenase subunit 8A, mitochondrial-like. The transcript is spliced from 2 exons. Lineage: Eukaryota; Viridiplantae; Streptophyta; Magnoliopsida; Poales; Poaceae. The coding region runs from base 1 to 111 and encodes 36 amino acids. The record is from RefSeq and is a predicted model, not a curated record.